Molecule: messenger RNA, 4303 nt
Organism: Opisthorchis viverrini
Lineage: Eukaryota; Metazoa; Platyhelminthes; Trematoda; Opisthorchiida; Opisthorchiidae
Exons: 29
Coding region: 6-3950 (1314 amino acids)
Source: RefSeq, a predicted model, not a curated record
CCAAGAUGGACUCAUGUGCGGCGCUGCACAAUGUCAUGACCACGCCUUUGUUUGAAGCUGCCAGUGUAUCGCAGCAGCUGGCAAUGAUGCAAUCCCUUCUGAUGAAGCUUAUUGAUCGGCUGACAAAAAGUGAACUUAAAGAAGACCUACACUCAUUGAAUAAGACAGGUUUCCAUGACAUACAAUUACCUCAAGCUAACAUUUUCAACCGGCAACUCAAGCAAGAGCUGUAUAAACUUGGCGGACGACUGUCGUUUAUUGAUUCAAAUACUAAAUCGGAAGAAUCGACGAAAAAAGAACCCAAUAUUCAUCCACUGGAGGCCUGUACAGGACAUACUAAGUCAAUGUCAGGAAGUACAAGUUUCGUUAGCCAAAUGAGCACACAAAAAGUAUCAAUUCCUCCUCGUGGACUAACGGCCACAAAAUUCACGCCACUAAUGAGCGAUCAGUACCUUCAGCAGAAUGCACUUGUCCUUCAUGAUCCAACGGCUGCUAAAGCGCCCAACGUGGUGUCAUGGCUACCCAUUAACGAAAUUCAUAAUUUUGGAGACUCCGUGCAUCUGACUUCUCAGUUAAUUCAGAAACCUCCGGAGCAAGUUGUACCCACGCAGCUGCUAAAAAAGCCUUCCCUUGAAAUAGAUACACGCCAAGAUAUUCUUGUGGCUUCCGUAACGUCGGUGUCUACAAAACCGUCCAAAAAAAUACGACCAAGUGUGCAGGAGCACAGACAACACCAGCCUUUACGUGAACGGCGGAGUUCUACGCCCAUGCAGGCUCCUCCAUCCAGUCAGUCAGUUCUGCGCAACCAUUCAUCCGGAAGCAGGCAUGCGCGGGACAUCCAACCCGAAGUCCAGCAACACGUGGCGGGAAAAACUAAACACACAACCUCCCGUCCGAGCUUUUUCAACCGCCCUAUGGUUUACAGACCACCGAGUCAGUGCGACGCAAUUAGUGACCGCCAUGUGAUUUACCCGUGUGAACGAUACGGAACCAGGUCCGCCCGUUCGGUGGACGCCGUCAGCACGUACUGCAACGCAAGAGGACAAAGCGAUAAACUUACUACCUACCAAGCGGACUACACCGGCGAUCAAUGGCAACGUCCAGUAAUUUGCCAGGCAAUACAAAGUGUCCACCCGUCACCCUGUUCGUCUUCCUGGCAUCGAGAGAUCCGGCAGAUAGUGCAUGUGCCUUGUGUUGAGAGAAGCACGUGUCGGACAUUGGCACACUACCUUCCUCCAACCCUGGUAGAACCCUGGCUAGACGAUUCUCGGUUAGCACUAAAAGGGGAGAGAAGAGGAAAAGACCUGCGCACGUACAUGGUGUCACCGCUCGAUAAUUCUUGCACAGCCUCGGUGAGGCAGUGCGCUGAUGGCAGUUUCGUCGUAAACGACACCUUGGCAGCGGGUCUGACUCGGCCACUGUGUGCGCGCAGACUGCCGAGACUACUUGGCUGUGCUCCUCCUACAGAGGUCAUGAUACCGGCCGUUCCUACUCAUGAGGUUACGCGUGCACGGUUAUUCGGCCCGAUUUUUCCGGACGAUUUAUGUGGCCCGGAUGUUGUGAUAGAAGAAAUUGUGUGCAGGUACCCAAUACAACCGUGGAUAAGGUCUUUGGAUAUCAGAAUUAAUUCUCCAAUUGAUGCCUUUUUUAUACCAGCAUGCUUCCAGUCGCCACCUGAAAUCUGCCUUUGCCGAUCACAUUGCAUUCCAACGAUAACAGCGAUUUGUGAGGAUAAUUCAACUUGGAGACAUUUUACGACCGAGAAAACGCAAUCAUCCCGCGGGUCAGUAUCCGCAGCCAAACCAAGUGAAAAUGCCAACAUCAGUAUCCGUCCUGCACAGAAAAUUCUGGAAUCCACGAGUUUGGUCCGCUUUCCUCCAAGUGUAUCACCGGAAGUGCCAAGGCGUAAGCCCUCCGGGAAGACUGAAUCAAAAACGGAAUCUCGGGAAAAUAUCGGUUCGUCAUCCACUCCGAACCCCUCGCAGAUAAGUGAUGUGGUCAUUGACGUGGACUAUCAGGAAAGUGUGGAGCAAGAUAUUCCACAUCUGAAGAUACGCAGCACCUCUAGUACUCAAGCAACCUCGUCAUCUAGCGUCCCAGCUACACUAGACGGUCAUAUCUCCAGAAAAUCAACCGAGAAAAGCAGUUCACGGAGGAUUCCUGCCAGACGUCCAGGCAAGGAUCAGUACUACACCACAUCACAAUCUCCAUCGCGCCCGGCAACAAACAUCUGCAAAUGUAACCUAGAAGAUGGCGGCAUGACAUGCACACGUAGCAUUGACUUCAAUAGCCGGGCGAAACUGAGCCAGAUUGUUCUGAAUUUCCGCAAUUGUGACUGUCCUCCUCCUCAUUCCCAGAAGUCCGAUGACGCUGUCAAGUCAGAAGUAAAUGGCAACUUAUGUCCGUGCACACCGGAGGAUUUGGAACUUCAUCCGGAAGAAAUUUCAUCCAAUUGCGUUUGUCACGUGUUCAAAAAAUUGAAGCGUGUACUGUCUUUAACGAAAGACCGUCUCAGUUGUCACGUUACUGACCGACAGUUUCAUGUUAAUUCUGGUUAUUUGCAAGCUGGCAUUCCCAUGGAAGCUCUGGUAAAUUCUGAGCCCUGUGGAUGCACCCUGUCUGAUCGAGAACGUCAUCCUGAAAAAUUUCCAGCGGAGUGUCAAUGUCAUGCCGAUUCACUUCCUUCGAGUUCCACUUACACACUUAUGGAAACGACAACCUCAAAGAAAACGACAAUGACUCGAAAACACAGUCGUUUGACUUUUUUGGACAAACAACAUCCUUUGUGCAUAUGUGGUGAGAAUCCAGAAGACUACAGUCUUUGUGGGUGUACCAUGAUAGCAAACACCGGCCCCAGUGAGAAGAGCGGAGAAGAGGUUUGUAGCUGUGGUUGCGUUACUUCGUAUGACUCUGGACGAAAUAAGCGCGUACCUCACAAACCUCGCGGGCGUCUGCGUAAACCAGGUGCCUGGAGCUUUUAUCUUCCUGAGACAAAGGGCUGGUCCGCUUUCUCCGACUCAACGGAACUGUCUUAUUGCGACUGUCCAAGGACAGGUGAAAGUUCGCCACCCUGUCGAAGGGGAUCAUACGUAGGCCAGCAAGUUAAGGAUCACCAAGAAUCUAAUUCCGGUCCGCAGUACGAUGGUUCAUCCCCAAAUGUCCUCUUUCCACUGAAUCCAACGAACCCGUAUACCGAAGAGGAAGUUGAAUCGAUGACCACCCUUCAAAUGGACACGUAUGAAGUUGACUUAUUCAACGCGGCAACUAGGCCAAAACACAACGGUGAUGCAUCGAUUGAAGUGAUGGACGUCACGGUUAAUAUUAGAACCACUCAGGAAGACGUAUCAGAUCAUCGUGUUCCAAGCUCGAGGGAAUCAUCAGUGGUACCAACGAUCCAGCCGCGCAAACAAUCAUCUAGUCUGGAUCAGAAACGCCAGAAAGACCAGCACACCCACGGUCCACGUGCAGCUUCUUCAACGGAAUCCAUAAUGUUUGAAACGGACUCGGGUGUGAAGCUGUCGAUUUCGGAAUCUGGUCACGGCCUUGGGCCACAGCGCCAAACACAGAAUAAGGAUAUCGGAUGUGGAUCAAAGCACUCAAAAAAUUUCACCCCGAACUCUAGUUCACCGGGCAAAGCGGAAAAAGAAUGCCAACCUAAAAUACAACCACAAAUCAGUCUUCAAUGUCGUGAAGCGCCAAACGACUGCUAUUUCACCGACGAACAGCGAAAUUGUCCUGGACCCUUCGUUGAAGUCAGUGCUGUUCCACGCGGCACAUACAAGAUACACGUUUCGACCAAAAAAUUUAGCGGCGCAUGCGGGCACUCCGAAACUGUUUCAAAAGAACAUUUAUUGCACGAAACAGAAGUGUCUACCAACCUGAACACUUCCCCACCGCAGACAGCGCCCGAAAGAUGCCCGGGGUCGGUGAAGAAGGAAUCAUCCGGCUGAAAAGAGGAUCCUACAGCCGGAUACAGAGUGGGUUAGCUGAGAUACUUCUGCAGAUGAAUGUAACUAAUCAGUGCUGUGGAAAGAUGAACUUGACAAGUCCACUACCUAUCCGACCAAACGGAGGGUCCUUCCACUAUAAGUAUCUCAGCUGAGUUACUACGAAGUCUGUCAACAAACCUAUGCACGUGGGAACAAUGACAAAACACUCCAACAGUGUAGUCCAUGAGUUUUUAUUCGUCUUAGUUAAUUUGACGGAAUUUCGUCCCACGAAGGCAUCCUGAAUCGGAUGCAUUCGGGUUGAUUGAAAUAUCUGUGACCAUGUUAUUUCAUGAAAUUUGCUUUAUGCAGAACGA